Molecule: messenger RNA, 2653 nt
Organism: Nematostella vectensis (starlet sea anemone)
Lineage: Eukaryota; Metazoa; Cnidaria; Anthozoa; Actiniaria; Edwardsiidae
Product: substance-P receptor
Exons: 1
Coding region: 418-1596 (392 amino acids)
Biological process (GO): G protein-coupled receptor signaling pathway
Cellular component (GO): membrane
Molecular function (GO): G protein-coupled receptor activity; peptide binding
Source: RefSeq, a predicted model, not a curated record
UAUCCAUAGCUCGGAACCGCCUUUCGACAUUGCUUUUAUUUGGUUAUUUGCUUUUUGUCACUUUGGCUGUGUUCAGUGUGGCCAAGAUAUUAAAAAUCGCAUUAAAUCCUAAGAACUCUGUCGACAGCUGUUGGAUAUUAAAUCCAAACAGUGCUUCUUUGAUGUUGCCUUAAAGAAGAUAAUACCAAUUUCUCAUUCGGUUUUCUAGUAAUUUCGGCUCUUAGAGGGAGGCCGUAGUUUGUUCCGCUCAUUGAUCCUAUUCGAAUCGCCAGAGCCACCGAAAAAAAAAACAACACUUAGCAAUCUGAUAAAAGAGUUAAUUCUCACACAACGAGCUCAUUUCCUAGCUCGAGAGAGGCGCCGCUUAUCAUAAAAGGAAAUAAUGAAACGAUCAAACGAUAAGUAGUGUACCUUGAAAUGGAGCCUACAUGGUAUGCAACUAACCGCUCUGCGUUCAACUCCACUUCUUGGUGCUUAAACCGCGAGGACGACCUCCUGACGAAGGUGAUCAAGGCUAGUGGAUAUCUCCUAGUGGUUGUUUUGUCCUUAAUUGGUAACGCCUUAGUCGUGUGGGUCAUAAGGAGCGCCUAUCGUAUGCGCACCGUCACAAAUUACUUCAUAACUAACGUCGCCUUUGCUGACUUACUCACAACAGUAUUCAACAUGAUGCCUACUUUGUUUUGGAUCAUUGAAAGGAAGGACCCCUGGAGUGUGGGGGGUACCCUGGGGGAGAUCCUUUGCAAGACAUUACAGUUCUUUCAAUGCGUAUCUGUCGCUUGCUCCGUGUUCAGUAUGGCUGCUAUCUCGAUGGAUCGGUUCUUCGCGAUUUUUCGACCUCUUAAGCGGAUUAUAACAUUCAAAUUGGCGAAGUUCAUUAUUGCGCUAAUCUGGGCCUCUUCCUGUCUCAUCUCCUCUCCUUUAAUCUACGCUUUGAAAUUGGAGGGAGAUGGCGAAGACGUAAAUUGUGUUGAGGUGUGGGCGCCGUUAUUUGACGAUUACACCUCCCCCAUGGUAUACACCAUCGCUCUUUUUGUGCUCUUCUACGCACUACCACUGACCAUCAUCGCAGCUCUGUACGCCGUUAUCAUGUUCAGACUCUGGCGAAGGCAAACUCCAGGUCAAAACAGCACUAGCAAUCAAUCAAACAAGGAGCGAACCAAUAAGAAAGUUCUUAAGAUGCUUAUCACUGUCGUCGCCGUGUUUGCACUAUGUUGGCUUCCCCUGUAUGUGCGUAUGUUCUUGGUAUUUCUUCAACCAUCAAACUUCCCCUGUGGUUUGCCUUACCAUCUCGACUUUAUAACCCUAUUCCUCGGCCAUGCCAAUAGCUCUAUCAAUCCUUAUCUUUACGUGGUCUUCAAUGAGAAUUUUCGUAAAGGGUUCAAAACAAUUUUCAAGCGUCGAAAACCCCCGCCUCAUUUAUCGUCUUCAAGGCGACGACCUGGGAGUACACAAGUCCAGAAACAAGGCCCGUCGCUUAGCUUGAUGGCAAGGCAACAAGACAGUCACUAUAUGCGCAGCUGCGAUGUGAGGACAAGCUUCCAGGGUGAUAUUGUCAUCGAGGAAAGGGAUCUUUUGAAAACGGACCAUGUUGUCUGAGAAAAAAAGAAGAUAUUAUAUAUGCGUGCAGGUUUGCGAUGAAGAAUAUGCAGGACAGUGUUGGCAAUGGAUGGUGUUAACCGACUAGCGACAAACGGCUUAAAAAAUAACUGACUACCGACAAAACAUGAAAACAACUAGUGAUCAGCGACAAAAAAAUAUUUUCCGACUACCGACAUUUUAUUACUUCCGGUAUUUUUACUCUUUACUUCCAGCGCCAAUCUACGUAAAUACGGCCAUUUCAGAAUCUGCAUUAUGUAUUUCCUGUUGCAUCAACUUUUUAGUCAAUUAUUUAUCCAUAAUGAAUUUAUUAUCAAUAAGUUAUUAAUUACUAAUUAAUCCUAAAUAAUGUUAAUCUUGUUGAUACAUGAAUUCUGGUACAAAAGCGACUAUUAACUUAGAUUCACCGACUACCGACAGAGACCGAUAAUUCUGACCGACUACCGACAAAUUACGGAAAUUUUAACUGACCACAUGCAGACCCCCUCAUCCAGACCCUGUGUUGGUGGUGGUGAAUAAGAAGAUGAUGGUGAUAUGAAUUAAAUGGUAUUAUAACAGCAUCAUACAACAGGCACGUACAGCGUGCGCACUAGUCCCCCCCCCUUAACUAGUGGGCCAUGAUGAUGGUUAUGGAAGUGUUGGUGUUUAAGAUGAUGAUGAUGAUAUUAAUUUUGUAGUGAUAUAAAACGUUAUACACCAGGAACGUAUACAUGUGGUGCACGCUAACCCCUCCCCCCCCCCAAAGAUGGAUCGUAAAAUACUAUCCCUUUUCCAUUUGAUAUCUAGGACUCCAGUUAGAAUAAUGGAAGAACUAUAUAACGACAAAAUCGUAAUAGAGGUUUUAAUAUCUAACAUAUAGAUUUUAAUAUCUUAUAAUUGUUAUAUUGUAGCUUAGCCUGAAUGUAUUCACUGAGAGACGACGUCUUUCAGCGAGCAGGACAAAUGCUUACAAACAAUGUGUAUGCCCAUAUCAAUUGUCCUGUUUGUAUAUAUUUAUUUGAUCAGCACAACAGAGACAUUAAUAUAAGAGAAAUAAUUUCAUAAAUAUUCUCCUGAA